GCAGCCUGUGCAGGAGCGCACGAGCCUGUGCCAGGUUGAUGAAGAGGGAGUGCUGUGACCCUGUGCUCGUGACAGUCGUUUCAGGGCCCCCGGGCGGGCUGUGAGCGCGGCCCCCGGUGCCGGUGCCGGUGCCGGCCGCCCCGCCGCGCCGCACGGAGCAUGCCUCUGAGCCCCGCCGGCAGCAAACAUGAGAGCCCGGAGUCGCCGCCGCCAGAGCCGUCGCCGCCGCCGGAGCGACAGCCCCGCGCCGCCGCCGGGGAGCCGGGCGCCGGCCUGCGGGAGGAGACGCGGCCCGACCCGGCCCGGGGCCCCGGCGGGCCCCGCUCCCCCAAGCUGGCGGCCCCGGCGCGCAUGGAGGAGCCCGCGCCCGGCGCCAUCGUCGUCCGCAUCGGCAUCCCCGACCUGCAGCAGACGAAGUGUCUGCGGUUGAACCCAGAUGUUCCCGUGUGGGUUUCCAAGCAGCGCAUCCUUUGCAUUUUGAACCACAGCCUGAAGGAUGUUCUGAACUACGGGCUCUUCCAGCCAGCCUUCAACGGCAGGGCUGGGAAGUUUCUGGAUGAGGAGCGCCUGCUGAGGGAGUACCCCCUGAAUCCAGACACUCCUGUCCCCUACUUGGAGUUCCGGUACAAAAGGCGUGUGUACACCCAGACUUUGCUGGAUGACAAGCAGUUUGCCAAGCUCCAUACAAAGGCAAAUCUGAAGAAGUUCAUGGAGUACGUGCAGAUGCUAAAUGCGGAGAAGGUCUGCAGGCUGCUGGAGAAGGGACUGGACCCCAACUUUCAUGAUCCGGACACUGGAGAGUGUCCCCUGACCGCGGCCGCUCAGCUGGAGCUCAGCGCCGAGAUGAUCAAGGCGCUGCGCAACGGGGGAGCGCACCUGGAUUUCCGGACGCGGGAGGGAAUGACGGCUCUUCACAAGGCUGUCCGGUGCCGCAACCACGCGGCGCUGCUGACGCUGCUGGACCUGGGUGCCUCCCCGGACUACAAGGACAGCCGGGGGCUGACACCCCUGUACCACAGUGCCAUGGUGGGGGGGGAUCCCUACUGCUGCGAGCUCCUGCUGCACGACUACGCCCGGCUCGGCUGCGUGGAUGAGAAUGGCUGGCAGGAGAUCCAUCAGGCAUGUCGCUAUGGCCAUGUUCAGCACCUGGAGCAUCUUCUCUUCUAUGGAGCUGAUAUGACUGCACAGAAUGCCUCAGGAAACACCGCUCUUCAUAUUUGUGCUCUCUAUAACCAGGAGAGCUGCGCUCGGGUUCUCCUCUUCCGCGGUGCGAGCAAAGAGAUUCGCAACUACAACAGCCAGACAGCAUUCCAGGUGGCCAUCAUUGCAGGAAAUUUUGAAUUGGCUGAAAUCAUCAAAACCCACAAAGAGUCCGAUGUUGUGCCUUUCAGAGAAACUCCCAGCUACACGAAGCGGAGACGGAUCCUCGGCGCGGGCGGCCUGGCGUCCCCGCGCAUGCUGCAGCGCUCGGCCAGCGACAACAACCUGAAGGCGGAGAGCCGGGCGUCCUACUCGCCGGUGCCGUCGCUGCGCAGCCUGCCGCCGCAGCUGCUGGCGCAGAUGCAGGAGGCGGGGGCCGGGGCGGCGGACGGCAGCCUGGAAAACGAGUGCUACGGGCCACCCGCGGGCCGCGGCGGGCCGAGCCGCGAGCUGCCGGGCAUCAGCACCGUAACCUACGUCUUCGUUUACAGCCCCGGCGGCCCGGCGGGGCCCCCCGGCCCCGGCGCCGAGCCCGCGCCGCACGCCGCGCCCGCCCCGCUGCGCGGGCCCAAGCGGAAGCUGUACAGCGCCGUGCCCGGCCGCAAGUUCAUCGUGGUGAAGAGCUACGCGCCGCAGGGCGAGGGCGAGAUCCAGCUCAACCGGGGCGAAGCCGUCAAGGUGCUGAGUAUUGGCGAAGGUGGCUUUUGGGAAGGAACCGUGAAGGGAAGGACUGGCUGGUUCCCAGCAGAAUGUGUUGAGGAGGUGCAGAUGCGACAGUAUGAUCCACGGCAAGAAACCAGAGAAGACAGAACAAAGCGUCUCUUCCGACAUUAUACUGUGGGCUCCUACGACAAUUUCACCUCUCACAGUGACUACAUCAUUGAGGAGAAGACGGCCGUGCUGCAGAAGAGGGAGCAUGAGGGAUUCGGGUUUGUGUUGCGAGGGGCCAAAGCUGAAACCCCAAUUGAGGAGUUCACCCCAACCCCAGCCUUCCCAGCACUCCAGUACCUGGAAUCAGUGGAUGUGGAAGGUGUUGCUUGGAGAGCCGGGCUUCGCACGGGAGACUUUCUGAUCGAGGUGAACGGUGUCAACGUGGUGAAGGUGGGGCACAAGCAGGUGGUCUCCUUGAUCCGGCAAGGGGGGAACCACCUGGUGAUGAAGGUUGUUUCCGUCAGCCGCAAGCCAGAAUCGGAAGAAGUUGUUCGGAAGAAGGCUCCGCCGCCUCCCAAGAGAGCGCCCAGCACCACCCUGACGCUGCGUUCCAAGUCCAUGACGGCCGAGCUGGAGGAGCUGGCCUCCAUGCGGAGAAGAAAAGGGGAGAAACUGGAUGAGAUUUUGGCAGCAGCCGAGCCCGCGCUGAGAGCAGACAUUGUCGAAGCAGAUUCUAGGGCAGCCACUGUGAAGCAGCGACCGACAAGCCGGCGCAUCACGCCAGCAGAAAUCAGUUCACUCUUUGAACGCCAGGGUAUGGCAGCACACUCGGGGGUCCUUGCGGGAGCUGAGAAGCCCCAUGUUUCACUGCGCAAAGGAAUUCCACGGACAAAAUCUGUAGGUGAAGACGAGAAACUUGCUGCUUCUUUGCUAGAUGGGAAGUUUCCCCGGAGCACGUCAAUGCAAGACACCGUUAGGGAAGGACACGGGAUUCCACCACCACCUCAGACAGCCCCACCCCCACCUCCUUCUCCAUAUUACUUCGACACAGGCCCCCCUCCAUCCUUCUCACCACCUCCACCCCCAGGAAGAGCUUAUGAUACCAUAAGGUCAAGCUUUAAGCCAAGCCUGGAGGCCAAACUCCAUGGGCUCCCGCAGGUCAUUAGCGCGGCUGAGAUGUAUGAUCAGGCGAGGACUUCCAUUCCUUACCCUGAAAGGCAGAAGAGGGCCCGAUCCAUGAUAAUCCUACAGGAUUCCUCUCAUCUUCCCGUGGAGCCGACAGAGAUCCCCCGGCCUGGGCCAUCGGCAACCCCUCCGGAGAAGCUGAAGAGGAAGGGGAGAGUGAUUGACAACCCUUACGCCAACAUGGGUCAGUUCAACGUCAGCCUGUUUGCUCCCACCAAGCCGCAGAGGAAGAAGAGCCCUCUUGUUAAGCAGUUACAAGUGGAGGAUGCACAGGAGAGAGCGGCGCUGGCCAUCACCGGAGGCUUUACACGGGAGCCCUCUCCCACCCGCAGGAGCCACCGCCUGAGUGGAGUGGAGUAUCAGCACCACGCCGGCAUUGCUCAGGUUGAGGCCACAAGCAUCCCCUUUGCCACUGCCAUCGCCGGAGUCAUGAAGGACAGAGACCGUCGUCUGGAUGAGAGGCGGAAAUCCACUGUCUUCCUCUCGGUCGGGGCCAUUGAAGGAAGCCCCCCCAGCAGCGACAUGCCAUCCUUGCAGCAGUCCAGGUCUAUUGAUGAGCGGUUGUUAGGAAGCCGAGAUGUACUACUGCCUUCCCCUGUCUCAGCUUUAAAGCCAUUGAUUAGCAGCUCAUCCUCAACGUUCAUCCACCCCCUGACAGGAAAGCCCUUGGAUCCGAACUCACCACUGGCGCUUGCGCUGGCCGCAAGGGAACGGGCCCUCUCAACUCAAGUCCCAUCCCGGUCGCCCACCCCGAUCCACAGCCCAGACUCAGACAGAGCAGCACCCCUGUUUGUGGACAUCCAAACCAAAGAACCAGAGAGGGGGGAGUUGGAGAGCUUGGUGUCCCCUGCGUACUCACCCGGAGGCAAAGGGGCCGUCGGAACAGACUCUGGGACUUUGGCCCCUACGAAGAGCCAGUGGGGGACUCCGUCCACACUGAGAAAAGAAACUGAGGCAAGAGCAGAAACACCCGGGAAGGAGGAGAAAAAACAAGAAGACAAGAAGUCCAUGAUUAUCAGCAUAGUGGAUACGUCACAGCAGAAGACCGCUGGGCUCAUCAUGGUUCAUGCCACAAGUAAUGGCCAAGACGAGAUAGGACUUGAGAUAAAAGAGGAGAAGCCAGCUGUCCCUGAAGCAUGCACAGAGCCAGCAGAGUCCCCCAAAGCAGAGACCCAGCCCAGUCCCGUGGGAAAGCCUCCGGUCAGUCCAGCCUCUGAGAAGACGCUGGGACAGGGGAGUUCGGAGGAAGAAGUGGAGCCCUACACGGUCACCCUCCCACCAGCUCAGUUGUCUUCAAGUGACGAAGAGACCAGGGAGGAGCUGGCCAAGAUAGGGCUGGUGCCUCCACCAGAUGAGUUUGCAAACGGGGUACUGGUCACCACCCCUGGCACACCGGUCAGCCACCUGGCUACGCCUAGCACGCCAUCCAUACCAGCGGCAGCAGUAGCACCUUCUACCACUGGCGGAACACCCUCAGGGAAGCCCUCUGAUGCCCCCGUAGCCCCAGAGUCUGCUGCAGACUCGGGAGUGGAAGAGGUGGACACCAGAAGUUCAAGUGACCAUCACCUGGAGACCACAAGCACCAUCUCGACGGUCUCCAGCAUGUCUACGUUGUCCUCAGAGAGCGGGGAGCCUACUGACACAUACACUUCCUUUGCGGAUGGACAAACUUUUAUACUCGAGAAGCCACCAGUGCCUCCAAAGCCAAAACUCAAGUCCCAGCUCAGCAAGGGGCCAGUUACUUUCAGGGACCCACUUUUGAAGCAGUCUUCGGACAGCGAGCUCAUCUCCCAGCAACAUGCGGCCACUCUGGCAUCAGCCAGCAUUGGCCGGCCACGCUACCUCUUUCAGAGAAGGUCCAAGCUAUGGGGGGACCCCAUGGAGAGCAGGCCGAUCCAUGGGGCUGAUGAUGACAAGCCAACUGUGAUCAGUGAGCUAAGUUCCCGACUACAGCAGCUGAAUAAGGAUACACGAUCACUGGGGGAGGAACCAGCCGGGUCCACCUUAGACCCCGGGAAGAAGUCACCUGUGGUCGCGGCACGACUUUUCAGUAGUUUAGGAGAACUCAGCACCAUUUCCCAGCGGAGCUCCGGGACCACCUACACAGUCCGACCUGGCAGUCGCUACCCCGUAACCCGACGUACCCCCAGCCCCGUGAAGCCGGCUCUGGACCGGACAGAGCCCCUCAGCACCGUCCGGCCCUACGGUCUGACCCCUCCCACCAUCCUCAAAUCUUCCAGCCUCUCCAUCCCCCACGAGCCCAAGGAGGUGCGCUUCGUGGUGAGGAGCGUGAGCGCCCGGAGCCGCUCCCCGUCCCCGUCCCCCUCUCCAGGGCCGCCCCUGCACACCCUCCACCCGCCUCGGCCCUUCAUGCAGAAACCCCUCCACCUCUGGAACAAGUACGACGUCGGGGACUGGCUGGAAAGCAUCAAUUUGGUGGAGCACCGAGACAAGUUCGAGGACCAUGAGAUCGAGGGCACGCACCUGCCUGCCCUCACCAAGGAGGACUUUGUGGAGUUGGGGGUGACCCGUGUCGGGCACCGGAUGAACAUUGAGCGGGCACUCAAGCAGCUGGUAGACAGCUGACCGUCCCAGGCAGCGCCGGCCUCUUCCAGAGCCACCGGGGGGGCGGGGGGGUGGGGGGCAUUUCUACUAGACUAAUAAAACCCACUUUGAUUCUCUUUCUAUUCUGAGCACUGCACUGAAGGGUGCGGAGCCGAGAGGCUCCCGCCCGCUCCCGCACCGCCCCGGCGUGCCACGCACACGCAGACCCACCCCCCCCCCCCCGGCCCCGCCAGCCCCGCGACGCCUUCGGGACAAGGAAUGUUGCAUGAAACACAUCCUCGUUUCUGUUCCUCCCAGAGAGUCCGGCCUGUAUAUCGCUUGAUGUGCCCUUCCCCAGGGGCGUCGCUGGUGGCCGGAGGGGCCGAGGCACCACGUGCUGCCGGGCCCGGGCUCCCCGUGGCCGCAGGGCAACACCUGGUUGGGGCCGGGCAGCGGGACGGGGCCAGCGGUGCAGUGAGGGGCCGAGCCCCGGCUUAGGCAGGGGGGCUUCUGCCGCCGGCCGAGCGCUGGCCGCGUUGCCCGGGUGCGGCAGGGCGGGCAGGGGAGCCCCCCGGGGCUGCGCCGAGCCGGGGAGCCGGGGAGCCACCACCCUCGCCCCGCGAGCCAGGAGGGAGCCGGCCCCGCGCCAGCUCUGCCCGCCGCCCUCGGCUGCCCCGGUGAGAGGGACCGAAACCGCAUGGAUAGAAGCAUGUUUGGGGAUGUCGGAGGGAGGCUGGUGGGGGAGUCCAGCAGAAAACGCUUUGCCAACGUUCAACGGGGGGAGGGGAGGGAGGGAGAUGUUUUAUUUCCUCUUGGUUUGGGGUCUUGUUUCCAAGGGGGACGCGUUGAUGGAUAAUAUAUAAUCUCCGUGCAUUUAUAUAGAGAGCAGCUGAUGAUCUACAAGAGAUGAUAUUGAACUACAGGAUUCCCACUCCGUCCUAGUCAUCCUUAUUUUGCAUCUUUUUAAUCAGCUAUAUAUUUGAAAAGAGAGAACAAAUAUCUAUAUAUCUAUAUCUAUAGCUAUAGCCACCUGAUUUUGUUAUAAUUUUACUAAAUCUAUAUAUCUCUAGACUUGUUGAGACGCUGGCGAGGCGGUGCCUGCACCCCUCCCCCGGGACGCCCAUGGCUCAUGGGAGUUUUUAGCGACUGACUGAAUGAAUGUUAAAAGUCUUUUUAAAAAAAAAAACUGCAAAAAAAAAAAAAAAACCCAACAGCUCCUUUCAGACACUCUGGAUUUUAAAGAUUUAGAAACACACAACAAAACUUGGUUUUUGGGACGCACCGAGUCUUCCACCCCCAGCAGGCUGAGACGCACUGAGUGGCGCUUCCUGCACCCCGCGGCACCCCGGGCACACGCAGCCCCCCCGGCACCGGGGCCCCUCCCGGGGAGCACCCGCGAGGGUCCCGGGGGGCUGCUCCCCCAGCACGGGUCUCGGGGGGGGGGGGACGGGGACAGGGGGUGACCCCAGCCAGCCCUGGCGCUGGCCGGGGUGGUGUCCCCAUCCCCCAGCGUGCUGCCCGGUGCCCCCGCGCCCUCUCCUCGCCGUCCCCCGGGCUCGCCCUGCCCCGGCUCAGGGUGCCAGGGCUCGGCCAGGCCGGGAGGGGAUGGCUUGGUGACUGGUGGUCCCAAAAAGCUGAGUCCCCCACAAAGGCAUUAACUCUUCUGGUGCUAGAGGGAAGGACAAGGAGGUUCCUUCUGACCCUCACACAUCUCUGAACCUUUACAACCUUCAGCCAGGGAAAAGGCCCAGGCCCAGGGUGGGGGCAGCCGCCCCUCCUGUGCGCUGGGACCUCCCCGGGAGGGAUCCCGACCCGUGCCAUCGCACCGGGACAUUCCCGGGAGGGAUCCCGACCCGUGCCAUCGCACCGGGACAUUCCCGGGAGGGAUCCCGACCCGUGCCAUCGCACCGGGACCUCCCCGGGAGGGAUCCCGACCCGUGCCAUCGCACCGGGCCCUCCCCGGGAGGGAUCCCGACCCGUGCCAUCGCACCGGGCCCUCCCCGGGAGGGAUCCCGACCCGUGCCAUCGCACCGGGCCCUCCCCGGGAGGGAUCCCGACCCGUGCCAUCGCACUGGGCCCUCCCCGGGAUGGAUCCCGACCCGUGCCAUCGCACCGGGACAUUCCCGGGAGGGAUCCCGACCCGUGCCAUUGCACUGGGCCCUCCCCAGGAGGGAUCCCGACCCGUGCCAUCGCACCGGGACCUCCCCGGGAUGGAUCCUGACCCGUGCCAUCGCACCGGGCCCUCCCCGGGAGGGAUCCCGACCCGUGCCAUCGCACCGGGACAUUCCCGGGAGGGAUCCCGACCCGUGCCAUCGCACCGGGACAUUCCCGGGAGGGAUCCCGACCCGUGCCAUCGCACCGGGCCCUCCCCGGGAGGGAUCCCGACCCGUGCCAUCGCACCGGGCCCUCCCCGGGAGGGAUCCCGACCCGUGCCAUCGCACUGGGCCCUCCCCGGGAGGGAUCCCGACCCGUGCCAUCGCACCGGGCCCUCCCCGGGAGGGAUCCCGACCCGUGCCAUCGCACCGGGCCCUCCCCGGGAUGGCUCCUGAAAUGCUGAGGUGCCGUCUCCUUUUCCCUGAGCUCUUGCUGGGCGCCAGCCCAAGCGGCUCCAUCCUGAGCUCUCCGGAAGCCGCCGGGCCCUGGGGGUUCGUGGCCUCUCCCCCCUCCCCGGCCGCCAUCCCGCUGCUCCUCGCCGGGGACGGCGCCCGGGGACGGUGCGGGGGGCUCGAGGCUGGGCCGGCGAGCACACAGCCCGCGGUCCGCACCCCUGGGGUACCCCGGCCUCGCGCCCCACAACCCGGGGAGCCAAGAGGCAUCCGAAUUGCGAUAGCAGCCAUUGCGUCUGCCUGAGCCCACCGCCCGCUUCCCCCGGGGGUGCCCUCGCGCCCCGACAGGCACCCCUGCCCUUGCGCCCCACCGCCGCAGCCCGGCCCGUCGCCCCUCUGCCGCCGCGCACCCACCCCCUCCAUCCACCCCCCUCUCCCCCCCCCCCACCUCACCCUUCCUCUGCACCCCCCCCCCCACCUCACCCUUCCUCUGCACCUCCACCCCCCCCCCCAUCCUCCCCGCCGGCCCCUGCACGCCUUGCCCGUGGCCAGCAGCAUGUGCGGCAGCAUGCACGGACGCCCGCACCCAAAUCGCCCCAGCGCCCCGGCUCAGCACCCCUGCGCCCACCCUCCCCCUCCCCUGCCCGCGCUCCAGCCCCGUUGCCCGCGCCGGCGUCGCUCAGCACCCUCCGGUCGCAGGGGCUUGCAGGGUGGGGACGGGACGGUCCCACUCCGGAGGUGUCCGGUGUCCCCAGCGCGGUUUCGCCUCGCCUGCUGGCACAGCCGCUGCUCUCGCGUCCCCUCGCCCGGCGCUCGCUCCCCCCAGAGCCCCCCAGCUCCGGCCGUCGCCUCGCCUCGGCCCCCCCGCCGCCUCCCGCGCGCUCCGCAGCCCCUGCGCCCCUGCGGCUGCUCCCCAACGCCCGGCUGCUGAGCCAAACUUGCCGCUUCUCCCUGGAGCUCGGCUUUCUGGGCUGACGCUGCUUCUCCAGCUCCGUGCCUGGCAAAGUGGCACCGGCACGUCCCAGGACGCCGGCGAGCACCCAGCUCCUCGGCACCCCCGGCCUGCCGCAGCGCAGCCCCCCCCGAGGAGGCACACGGGGGCCUGGGCGCGUCCCCAGCUCGGCGUCGCGCAACCUCUUUUCCCAAAUUUGCAGAGAUCAGGAUUUCCGAGGAAUUCACUCGGCUGUUUGCUCCUUUCACGAGGCUGCUCCGAGGGUGGGAAUGCUCGCUGGCGGCCCGCGGCGUGCCACGGGUGACCGGUGGCUUUGCCCCCCCCCCGCUGCCGCUCGCCGAGCCCCCGGCCGUGCCCACGCGUCCCCCGGGGCCGGCGCUGCUGCGGGGUCGCGCUGGGGGUCCGCACGCCGCGGCUUGGCCGAGCUUCCGCACCGCCGACGGCUCGUCCCUGGCUGCGCAGCCCCCCCCGCGUCCCCCCCCCCGCCUCCCCAGCCCCACUUUGCACUGCUGGCGCCCCGCAGCCCCCCCUGCCCACCGCCCCCAGCUCAUCCCACCGCCGCCCCUUCCCCUCUGCUUCAUCCCCAUCGCGCUGCUGGCUCCUUCAUCUCACCCGCAGGGAACGGAGAGACCCCGGCAGCCCCCGGUGACCCCGGCGGUCCCUGGAGACCCCGGCGCAGCCCCGCAGGGCUGUCCCCGAGGAGCCACCGCAGCCCCUCGGUGUGACCCCCCCCCCCGGCCCGGCGCGAGCCCCUCGGGGCAGCCGGUGGAAGCGUGACGGUGUGUUCGCCUGAGUGCAGGCUGCUCGGCGGGUUCACCCGGCGUGAACCCGGGGUCUCUGCCCCUUCCGCAGCUGCUUGCGGGGCGACCGAGAGACCCGCCUGCACCCGCCUCUUGCCGCGAGAGGCCUGAAGUCUGCAGAGCGCAACUUUUCUGCAGAAAGUUCGGUCUGGGACCAGGAAAGCUGGCCGCCUUCUUGCCAUUUCUGAGGAGCCCUCCUCCUCCCGCUCCCCCCCCCCCCCCCCCCCGCCCCGACUCAUCCUCCUCGCGAGGACUGGAAAUGGUGGAUGCAGCGCUCUGCCCCGCAGAGCCGGCGGCUGUGCCGCCCCGCCGUGCAUCCCAGCUUCCGCCACCAAGCAGCUGCAGCCGUACCUGUGUUGGCAAACACUGCGUGAUCCCUCCGGGGACACCACGGCUCGUCCCAGUCAGGCGUACCCCCAGAGAAGGCCGCUUCCAACCGCGCUGCCCCAUCGCCCCCCAGCCCCGGGGCUGCCCGGGUCUCCGGCAAACCUGCUCCCCUCCCUGCCCCGGCAGCGACGGCUUCGCCCUCCUCAUCGCUCUCCCUGCACCCAGCGCUGCACCCUUCCCCACCCCACCCCACCCCACGCCACCCCGGACACGCGUGCGUGGCAGAGCUGGGCGAGCGUGGGCUCGGGGCGUCGGGGAUGGCGCCGGCCCCGAGCGAACGCGCUUCGCUUCGGGGCGGCUCCGUGCCGGGUGCCGAGGCCCCUUCAGCUGCGCUGCUCCUUCCUCCCCGCUCCCACCCUGCGCCCCUCUGGGCCCCCCCCCCGGGCUGCCGGGGUUGGGGGGCUCCACGGCCCCCCCCCCCCCAGCACCCGGCCAGGGUCAGGCCGCUCGCCCGGCACCGCGGUGCCUCCGCCGGGGCCCCCGGGCUGCCCGACGGCCGAGGGCUCGUCCCGUGGCCGUGCCCCCCGCGGCAGACCCGUGUCCCCCCCCCCCGCUAACGCAGCUGCUGCUACUUUACUUUUAAUUUUCUCAGCUGAAGCAAAGAGGAUUUUCCCCAGGUGUAGAUAACGCUUUCCUGACUCUGUAUCUAUUCUGGCUGCAUCGGCAUCUCCGCUCCAAACAUCUCCAGACCCAGUGAGACAUUUCAUGUUGAAAAGCCAUCCAGGAGAAGGCAGAGCGGUAGCGGGUGAGGAACCGACCCCACGAGCCCGCGGCGCGGCGGUUACUGUGAUUCUCAUGGCUUCUCAAUGACUUGGGUUAUCUUCUGUAAAAAAGGGAUACACUUUCUUUUUUUGGGAUUUUUUGGGGUGGUUUUUUUGGUUUGGUUUUUUUUUUUUUUUUUUUGCUUUGAAGGGGUUUUUUUUUAAAAAGUUGUUGGUAUUUUUCCUUUGUCCAGACUAACGUCAUCAAUCCCUGUUCUCCAUCAGCUCCUGUCUGUAAUCCUGACUGUAAGAAAAAAAAAAAAAAAAAAAAAAAAAAAAAAAAAAAAAAAAAAGGAGAAACCAAAACCCAAAGCACUUUGUUCCCGGUGGUGAAGAGCUUCGCCAGCCGAAACCGUUCCCCCCCGGCGACGGAGUGCGGCGCGGUUUUCUGGUUUCCUUUCUGUCCGCCCGUGGGCAGCCCUCACUGCCGCAUGCAUGUGUCACCCGCGGAGCCCCCGCACGCCCCCGGGCGCGCGCUCACACCCUCUGCAUGUGCAUAUACCGGCUCCCGCCCUCGCACACGCGUGUGCGGCCACACGCGGCCCCAACAUCCACACUCUUGUUUCUUACCCAGACGGACUCACCUGUGGGUUUUUGUUCUGUUUUUAAUUUUACAGGGUCAGUUUGACUUCACCCUUAUUUUGUAUGGAUUUUCGGAGGAGAUUUCUUCUUCUCCAGAGUCAUGGAGGUGUGGCCAUUCGCCUCCCGCCCUUGACGUUGUGAUACACAUACCCCACAGAGAUCUAUGUUUCUUAUAUUAUAUUAUUAUUAUUAAUUAUUAUUAUUAUUAUUAUUAUGUAAUAAAUUUAUAAGAAAGC
This is a messenger RNA of Tyto alba (common barn owl), 11844 nucleotides long. RefSeq names its product SH3 and multiple ankyrin repeat domains 3 (gene SHANK3). Gene Ontology annotation, cellular component: postsynaptic membrane; dendritic spine; postsynaptic density. Gene Ontology annotation, molecular function: synaptic receptor adaptor activity; ionotropic glutamate receptor binding. The coding region runs from base 160 to 5622 and encodes 1820 amino acids. The record is from RefSeq and is a predicted model, not a curated record. The transcript has 25 exons. Lineage: Eukaryota; Metazoa; Chordata; Aves; Strigiformes; Tytonidae.